AUGGCCGACGGCCAGUCGUCGGAAAUGGAGGUUGCGCCUGUGCGCAGAAGUCGCCGCGUGGUCCCAGGUUUCCGAAACCUAGGCCCGGCUACGCGGUUUUCACGGCGUGAGGAGUCUGUCUCUCCCAGUUCGCGGGACUCUUCGCGUUCCAUGACGCCUGUGCCCCGUGGCACGGGGAUAGCCACCGCGAGAGCGGAAUUAAUAGCUGCUCGGAAGGAAGCCCGGGAGGAGGCGUUUAAUCAGCUCCUUAAAGAUCGAAUCGUCCGCAAAGAGGUUACGGAGCCUGUUUUAGACCCUGAUGAAGGGAUGGCUAGUGGGGCCUCAUGCCGUGAAGACCCAGCGGGACUCACGUCCGAGGAGUUGCGAGCCUCGGCUGGCCGGAGCGUUGCUGCUAUUAUGCAAAUGGCUUCGCGAUCCCACAACCUGAAGGGUACUUUUGUUCGCCGUUUUAAGGAGGCUGCAAGUGAGCUGCAGGAGAUUGUGGAGGCACUCGCGUCUCGGACUGAGGCCGACGAGACGCGUGGGUUACGUGCCGACAAUGCCCGGUUACGAACCGAAUUAGAAAGUGUCAAAGCCGAGUUGAAGGCUCACCGGCGCGAAUUUUCAGAGAUGCGAACUGCUGCUAAAGGUGCGGCGGCAAAAAACAUGGAGGCACCACCACUUGGUGUUGGUGCUGAUUUAAUUGAAGAGUUGAAGGCUUCCAUUGUAGCGUCGGUUGGGGUGAUGCUGGAUGCCCGUUUUGCGGGCAUUGAGGAGCGUCUUCUUCCCCAGAAGGUCAUCCGCCCCCCUCUGAGUUCGGAUAGCCGGAGAUCAGGCACCUCACAGACGCCGGCAUCAACUCAUCAUCAUCAUCAUGGUGCUGAAGCGUCGGUGGCGUCCCCUGGGGCUCCACCGGCGACUGCUGGCCCAAGUGGGGCAACACCGGUCGCUGAUAGCUGGGCCACUGUCGUAGGAAGAAAAGGAAAGAAGGCCUCCCGACAGGCGACAUCCACCGCUGCCACUCCAGCGGCCGCACCAAAAACCUCCCCGGCGGCUGCCACAAAAAAAGACGAGCGGAGUCUGGCUCCACAUAAAAACGCUGCAGUCAUUAUUACGGUGACGUCGGAUGCAUUAAAAAAGGGGGUGACCUAUGCUCAGGUCCUAGAAUUGGCUGAACAAAAAAUUAAUCUGCAAGACCUGGGCAUUGGCGCGGGGUUUAAAAUCCGACGAGCCGCCACGGGAGCUAGGCUUCUUGAGCUACCACAGGGGCAGACACAAGAACAGGCAGCAGCACUAGCCGUACGACUUCAAACGGCGUUAGAAGGGGUUGCAGAAGUCAAUCGUCCGACAAAAACUGUGACACUUAAGGUUACAGGCUUAGAUGACUCCGCUACGGCUGAGAAGAUUGCAACGGCGGUAGCUCAGGCUGGAGGCUGCCUUCAGACAGCAGUGAAAGUGAGCGAAGUGCAACCGGGCCUUAGAGGAGUGGGCUCGGCUAUAGUUUACUGCCCAGUGGACGCUGCUAAAAAGGUGUGUGAUUCUGGACGGCUUUUGGUUGGUUGGAGCUCUGCUGGUGUUCGUGCACUAGAGCAACGCCCCUUGCGCUGCUUUAGGUGCAUGAGCAUGGGGCACACGGGUCCCGUAUGCCCUUCAAAGAAGGACCGGAGCAGACUUUGCUUCCGGUGCGGUGGAGAUGGUCACAAGGCAGCGGGGUGCGUGGACACCAUGCGUUGCGCCGUCUGCGCUGAUGCAGGCUUGUCUUCAGGACACAUAAUGGGGAGCAACAAUUGUUGCCCCCCUUCUGUUAAAGGAGUGAACGGCAUCCAGUCACAGGCUAGUGAAAGACAGAGUCCAGCGCAGGAGGAUGCUAAUAUGUCGUCAUGA
Bicyclus anynana (squinting bush brown) is the source of this 1863-nucleotide messenger RNA. RefSeq lists its product as uncharacterized. Lineage: Eukaryota; Metazoa; Arthropoda; Insecta; Lepidoptera; Nymphalidae. Bases 1 to 1863 code for a protein of 620 amino acids. The record is from RefSeq and is a predicted model, not a curated record. The transcript has a single exon. Gene Ontology annotation, molecular function: nucleic acid binding; zinc ion binding.